This is a messenger RNA of Heterotrigona itama, 1682 nucleotides long. Lineage: Eukaryota; Metazoa; Arthropoda; Insecta; Hymenoptera; Apidae. The record is from the annotation of a GenBank genome assembly.
AUGGCGUACAGCUAUAAUGUCGAAGAAGUACCACCCGACGAUGUUCCCUGCGUAGAGCAUGAUAUACGACGUGCUAAAAAAUUCCUUCAGAAACACAGUCCGGAGUCAGGUGAUAGCCUGUACGAUCAUCUGACGGAAGUGUUGGCCAAGAUACUGGCCGAGAGGCCAAAGAACGCGGUGGAUAUAUUCGAGGAAUUCAGCAGAAGAGUGAAGCAGGAGAGAUUCAAGACCAUGUCCCAUCAUUUUCGAGACGUAUACGUUCCACCGACGCAGCUCGACGAUGCGAAAAAGAUCAUCAAGCUGUUCCAGAACGUUCAGAGCAUCUACGAAAGCGAGGGAGAAAAGCGCGAGACAGAAGACCAAGAGGAAGAAGGGGACACGAGGAAGAAAAUGCCGAAUAUGUUGGAUCUUUUAUUUUAUUUCGAACAGACGAACGUGGGGCUGCCUCGGUCACAGAUGGUGUUGCUUAAUUUAUCCAUACGAGAACUCAUCGCUGAGUCUCCUAUAGAAAAUGUCAAAGAACAGCGGAGGAGGAAGAACGGAAGCGUCAAGAGGAACAAAUGAGAACGGAAGAGAAAGCAAAAGCCGAGAGAGAGGCUGCUGAAACCGUGGAAGCAGCAGGGGCAACGGAGAAAAAAGAACAGGAGGCUUUGAAGCUCGUCUUUCCGCCUCUGCCUACUCAUUCGUGGGUGCCACCACCGGAAGUACCUCCGGAGAGAAUCGGAACUGGCGCGAAUGCCAAGAUUCACACUUUCCCACCGUUCCCCGGUACAGAAAAGAAUUAUCUUCGCGCGCAAAUAGCCAGAAUCAGCGCGACCACCCAAGUCUCGCCGAUUGGAUUCUUCACUUUCGACAAUGUUCCUUACACGUCAUUUGUUACGGUUAUAGGUGGAGUGUUGUCCGAGAACGUACAUUACGAUCCUUUGCCUAUUAAGGAUUUAAUAGACCCUUCCAUGUCGAACUGGUGUCAUCAUGCACCGUACCUUUUGAAACAAGGCCGUAUCGUAUGGUGGGAUCCAAGUGGAAAAGCAGAAGAUGAACUCGGAGAGGAAGAAGAAAUGGAUGAAGAAGAGGAGGAAGAGGCAAAAGCUCGACUUGAGAAAGAGGUUGGACCACCACUUUUGACACCGUUGUCAGAAGACGCUAUUGUGGACGGCAUAACACCGUGGAGAGCUUUGCAAUCGUCUCGCACCCAACCUGAUCAAGCAGUCGCAUUAAUUAGAUCAAACGUUUGGCCUGGAGCGUUCGCGUUUGCCUGUGGAAAGUGCGUGCACACUAGCCCUCUGUCCAAUAAUGAUUUUCCAUUAAGCAGACGUAUCUGUGAUAUUUAUGUGGCCGACAAGCGUUUCGCUAACGUGUACAUCGGCUGGGGUCACAAAUACAUCGCGUACAAUUACAGUCCACCGUUCAUGCCACCUGUGCAAGAUCAGUACAAGAUCGGUCCAGAGAUUAUGGAAAUUCAAGAUCCCACCUUCGAACAAGAGGAGGCCUACAGAAUUUCUCAAUUGCCGCCUGAGCCAAUUAUACCAAUGGGUAAAAUCAAUAGAACUAAUUAUAGGAAGACUUUAUCUUUUUUUUUUUGCAUUAUGUAACAGAAAUUUAUACCUAUAGGAGAGGAGGAAGAAGUGGCAGUGGAAGAAGAGGAAGAAGAAGAAGAAGAAGAAGAUGAUGAUGAUGAGUAA